Messenger RNA from Porites lobata, 9365 nucleotides. NCBI's taxonomy places the organism in Eukaryota, Metazoa, Cnidaria, Anthozoa, Scleractinia, Poritidae. The record is from the annotation of a GenBank genome assembly.
GCUUGCGUGGUUCCAAUAUGGCGGCUUCUGUAGUGAAUUGAAUUAGAGAAAAAAUGUAGAUUUAUUCCUUGCCAGGUAAUAAGUAAUCAUGCCGAACUGGUAUUUCAGUAAAGAGGGCUUGGUGAGAACACCAUCGAGGCUGGAUGGUAUCGAUUAUAUGACAGAGACACGUUACAGAAGAGAAGGAACACGAUUCAUUAUGAAUUGUGGAAACAAGAUGAGAUUGUAUCCUUUCAUAUGAAUGUUUGUUGUGAGCCUAUUUGUUAAGCUUAUUACUUCCCAAGUGGUAAUCACUUACUCAUGCUGAUAUAGGACUAUGAACUACACUGCCAUUUGCAGGCUGCCUGCAGUAAUGCCCCGCUUAUAAUUCCAGUUUCUAGUGUGGUCAGUCUGAGGCAGGCCUUGAAAAAAUAAAAAAAUAUUUUGAGACUGGACCUUAAGCCUACUUUUCAAAAAUACUUUACUAGAGAAUUAUUUUUUAAGAAAUUCAUGUCGAUUUUUAUCACGGUUACUCCUUUGUUUUUGGUUAUUUCUGUGCACAGGCUAUGUGUUACAGAAACUGUUCAUUUCGCCACCAAGUCAUCAUAACCUAGUUACUUAGCACCCCAUUUGUAAAGCCCCCUAUUUGUAACGUGCUUGCUUUGGUUUAUGGCUUAAAGAACAAGGAUUACUACUCCGGGUGAAAUUACUUGGGGGCAAAAUAACCGUAAAGCACAUAAACUACAUUACAGUAAUACAUUAUAGCGUGAUGACCUGCCAUAUAUUAUAUAAUGCUUGAACCAUAUGAUGUUUGAUAUAUGCUAUAUCUGUAGUCUUAAAUACUUUGAAAAGCCUUUUUUUGCACUUUUCAAGCGGGUGUAAAUCCUUAAUCAAGUGAAAAUCAGACGUUAUGAUACUAUGGCUACAGGUGCUGUAUACUUCCACAGAUUUUAUAUGGUGCAGUCUUUUAAAAAUUUUCCUCGCUGGGUAGGUGUUUAUUAGUUUUAUGUACAUCAAGUUUCUCUUCCAAAAGAUGGAUAACACUAUCCACUGAAUAAAUCUCUAUCCAGUGGAUAGCUCAAUAUAUUGGUUUCCCUAGUUCUUAUCAGCUGGAUAGUGAUUUAUCCAGCAGAUAGUGCUAUUCAACGUUUGAACAACUGGAGCCAGGUUGACAAUGCUAUCCACCAGACAUUUGUAAAUCACUAUCCAGUAGACAAGUGUGGGGAAGCAAUUAUUGAGUUAUCCAGUGGAGAAUGAUUUAUACGGUGUCUAGUGCUGUCCACACUUUGAUCCUCUGGGAAAUGGUUACAUGUAUGCGUUGGUCUUUAGCAUUUGCAGGGCUCUUGACUAGUACAAAAUAUUUUGUACCAGUUUUAUAUAUUGUGUACUGGUAUUAAAAUAAAUUGUAGCAAAGUGCAGAUUGAACUACAGCAUAUACAUUGAUCAAUAUCUUACCCAUGAUGUACAUGUUACUAAAACAGUUUCUAAUGGCAUGAACCAUUUGAUAAAGAUAGGUAGAAUAAAAUUAAACAUCUUUUUGUGAAUAGCUUUGUUUUCAGUAAACUUUUGUAUUGUUCCUUAGUAUGGGGGAACACAUCUAAACGUAACCUACACAAACUGCAGUUGGUACAAAAUUUUGCUGCCAGAGUUGUAUUAGGUUUAAAGAGGUUUGACCUCAUCUCCCAGGAAUGUAGAUCUCUUAAAUGGUUAGAUGUUACGGAGAAGGUUCUGUUUAAUGAUGUAGUUUUAGUAUUCAAAUGUGUAAAUGGCUUGGCUCCAGAUUAUUUAGGUAAAUAUUUUAUUGAACAUUCAGCAGUUCACAACAAGAACACAAGGCAAUGUAACAAUUUUGUGAUCCCCCAAUGUAGACUGUCAAUGGGACAAAGGGCAUUUUAUUUUCGGGGUCUAAGGGAAUGGAAUGGGCUAGAUGACAAUAAUUAUUAAGAACACUAAAGAUAUUGAUAGUUUUAAGCAGACACUUUUUAAUAAUAUGUUUCAUACAAAAUAAUUUUGAAUAUAUUUUGAAUAAUUCUGAAUGUAUUUUGAAUUUCAUUAAACUACUGUAAAUAAGUUUUCUUUUGUUAUUUACCAGUAUAAUGUAAUAGUUAACAUUGUGACUGAAAAGCCCUGUUGAAGGGAGUCUCAAUAAAGUAUGUAUGUAUGUAUAUAUGUAUGCAUUUCGCUCCUGUUGCCUUUGCGUGCAGUCACUUGAGCUCCUAAUAGACUUGGCAUCAAUAAUGACCCUGUAUAGUAUAGUAAUGUUCCAACCAACUGAUGCCUUAAAAGAAGUAUCCUAACUGGAUAUUUUCUCUUUACCUUGAACUGUUUUGCAAUAGGUCACUAGUGCUGCUUGCUUGUUUCUUGCUGGAAAGGUGGAAGAAACUCCAAAAAAGUGCCGAGAUAUAAUCAAGACAGCCAAAAGUAUUUUGACAGAUGCUCAAUUUGAAGUUUUUGGUGAGGACCCAAAGGUAAACAUUUACAAAAGCUAAUUAACUGGAGAAUGCAGUGGUUUUAUUGGAACCCCAUAGCACUUUGUACUAUUAGUUAAACUGGAGGAAAGUUUACAGUGGACCAUUGCUGUCUACCAGGCAUUUUAUGUUAUUUGCAUGGAACCAAUGUUAUACAAUAUAGGCAAUUACCAAACCAUUUGUGUAGUUUUGAGUAAUAAUACAUGUAUAUAUACGUUGAAAUAUGUGACCCAAGGAACUGCAAGGAAAAGGAACAGGGAAAAUUAAUAUCCAUCUGUGACAUGUAUUGUAUUUUGCUUUAAUACUGGUACCACCAUGGCUUUUAGAAACAAUAUUCAAGAAAAUUUCUUUCCAGCACUCAAGUCUGAAAUCAUCAUCUGCCAAAAGCUGCUCUCAUGAAACUUGAACAUUUUUCAUUAGCCUAAUUUUUUUGUGUCAGAUGAUAGUGGGUAACUGAUUAAUUUAGGCACCUGAAUAAAGUUUUCAUUACUUGUGACUGAUUUUUUUUCUAGGAAGAAGUAAUGAUGUAUGAAAGGGUGUUGCUUCAAACUAUUAAAUUUGAUUUACAAGUGGAACAUCCGUAUCCAAGCCUUCUAAAGUUCGGAAAAGCCUUGAGAGGUAUGUGAGCGAGCCUGCAGAUUGCUUAAGAAAAGGAAGAUUUCACAUGUGUGUACCUUUGAUUCAACUGGAGGCUGAUAUUAAAAAAUUUACAAAAAUUCCAAGUUUCUGUUUGUAAAAUCCAAAGAAACAGAUGGUGUUAUGCAAAAAGUCUGCCAAACGGGCAAAGAGAUUUCAUUUUCAUUCAAGUGGUAACACUAUAGGAUUUUGUCUACAGAAUAAUUGAUUUAAAAGAAUGCAUGACAAGUUAUCCCGCCACACCUUGUUUAGGAUCAAAGAUUAAAGCUGCGUUGUUUAGCCCUAAUUUUUUUUUAUGAUAUUUAAGUUAUCAUAAAUUGUUUAUAAAAUCCCUAAAAUUUUUUUUUUAUGUUCAUGAUUAUUUUAUAAUUAACAAAUAGUUCAUCGUCAGCGUGCGUAUGUCGAGAUAUUGAGCACGUUUUGGAUCAACUCUAGCCUCUAAAUAACUGUAUCAAUGCAGCAGUUAACUGAAAUAUUUUUUUCCUCACAGUUAAUCUUAAAAACUGAGAGAAAGUGUACAAAAUGAUUGUAAAAUCCAUAUUUAGGUGCCGAAAAACUAUUAAUUUACCGAAAAAUUGUUAUUGAGAGAAAACAACUUUGCAAAGAAUGAGCUCACGCCAUAGCCCGCACAGCUCGCUGGAGAUGACAACAACAACAACAACACUCACCUCUUUUCCUUACUAUCGAAAAAUAAAAAAUUUCAAAAACACAUGGUAAACCUUGUCUAUUGCUGAGUUUUGCACUCAAGAGACUCAGGAUUUUUCAGAAUAGGAAUAUUGUUUUGAAUUUUUAUAAUUUUCUAGCUAUGUUAUAAUUUACAGUUGUUUCGUUCUCCCUCUUGGAUUUCUACUGUGGCAUAAUUUUUACUUGUGCACACAAGUAAAUUUUACACCCGUAAAUAAAAGAGAGGCAAUGUAUCAAAGGUCACGCGUUAACAUUAUGAUUAAGGUUGAACCUCACUCAGCUCUUACGUUUACGCGCAGCCUUUCAUACAUCGCCUCUAUUUUUUAAUUAUUUACACACGUCAAAUUUCCGUGCAUGUGCAUGUGAAAAUUAUAUGACAAUGGAAAUCAACCCAAACGAUUAAUGAUGUUGUCUCUUUCUAAUUUUUAUAAUACACAAACUUUUCAUGAAUAUCUCGGAAACAAGAGAAGAUAUCCCAGAAUAUAAAACUUGGUUGUUCUCUUUGUUGAAAGUACUUUUAAUUAGCUUGAUGUUCGCUUCUUUUUUUGCUUCUUGGGGACUUAUAUCAUUUUCAUUUGUGAACUCAUUUCAGGUGACCGCGCAAAAAUCAACAAACUUGUCCAAAUGGCAUGGACAUUCUCAAAUGACAGGUUUGACAUUGCAGUUCAUAAUGUUAAGUCUGUGUAACCGUUUUGUAGAUGUGUGAUAAUGUUAGUAGCUCACUCCUAUGCCUCUUUUUUGUGAAAAUGACAAACCUUUGUGUAUUAAAUAACAACCAUGGUGAUACAAAUAGUCCUUACUCAACGAAUCAACACUAUUGCCUGAUGAAGACCAGCAGUAUGUGGUCGAAACGUCAUGAUCAAUACCUAAGGGACAAUCGUGAGACAAACGAUUAACGAAACCCUUUAAACACAUUAUCCACUAUGAACAAUACCUUUCAUGAUAUAAUGGUGAUGUUGAUGAUGACUGAUGAUUGCAAAGAAGUACUGGUUGAUGGUCUCUGUAAUGUACCAAGUUUUAAAAGUGCCUCUGAAAAAUAAAAAUUAAAUAAUUUAUUGUUAAAUAACAGUAUUGUAUUGAAUCCUCUAGUCUAUCCACUACAUUGUGUUUGAGGCACAAGCCUGAGGUCACUGCUGUAGCUAUGAUAGCACUGGCUGCCAAGUUUAACAACCAUGAUCUUCAAGCAUCUGCAAGUGUACCUGGGAAAACAUGGUUCCAAUCAUUUACCAAGGGAGUUCCUGAAUCAGUUAUUGAAGGUACUUUAGUAAUUCUUAUCUCUUGAAAUGAUCAAGACCGCAAUAAUUUUUUAAAAUAGUGCAACUUUUUAAAUUUUAACAAACACAUUUCGACGGUACAUCUGUCAUCGUCAGUGUGACGGUUAUGAAAGUUUACCGCUGAUAAAAUGUGCCUGUUACAAUGUACAGUACACGUUACAUUGCGUUGGAAAAAAAUACACUGCAUAUAAAAUUUAGAGUUAACAAAAUUAACAGAUGCGUGUGCGUGCAUCUAUAGAGAAAGCAUGAGAUGGAUGUGUUUGACCUGUUGAUUAAGGUCAGGCUUUUCCCACUUAAUGUACAUAGACUCCUUAAGCUUAACCUGAUACCUUGUAGGGGCGAGUGUAAGAUCUUAAAGCAGUCUAAGUUACAGGAGGUAUGACAAGACUCUGAAACCUGUAAGUGCUUAUAAACAUGAAACGAUCUGUCCGAUGACAUGUGCUUGUGCAUGAGCUUGGAAAAGUGUCUGAUUAUUUCGCCAACGUAACAAGAGUUACAGCUUGCACAGGAAAAUUUGUAGACAGAGAGAGGAUCUUUCACGUUGAAUAAGUUCUUAAUUUUAAAAGUGGAAUAAACAAACUUGAUGUCAAUUGGUUUACAGAACCGGUUGAUGAGUUUGCACACCCUCGGUUGUGCGACACCCUAAAAAUACCCGAUGUAGGGGAUGUUGAAAUAGUGCCUAGGCAACUCUUGCUGCUUGACACCUGUCGAAGGUCGAGUAUCUACUUAUCUCUUGCUACCAUGGCAUGUGACAUAACGACUUCUCCUCUCUGUUUUGGCCUGCAUGAGAAUCUCAUGAAACGGUUUUUUGAAAUUACAGUAUGUAGUUUGUUUUAAGUGUUGUAGAGGCCAUACCAACAGUAUGUCUAAAUGGAAAACUUGGCAGGUUUUCUUAUAAAAAUGAAAACAAUUCCUCAUGAGAAUGAUAAAAAAAUAUAUUUCUUAAAAUGUUACAAUUUUUCUUGUAGAAGAAAACUUGCUUGAAUGUGCAAAUAAUACAACGUAAUCAUGUCUUUACUAUGGUAUUUUAAGGCAUAUGCGAUGAAAUGAUGGAACUCUAUGGUGGUGGAAAGAAGAAGGAGAAAACAGAAGCUAGUGAUGAAGGAAGUUCAUCAAAUCAUUCCAGUCCAUUGCCCAGCUCGAGUCCUCCAGCAAAGAAAAGGGUAGGACCAGUUAUUCCAAAGUUUUUCUUUAGUUUCCCACUUUUAUGCCUUCUAAAAAUUCAACAAUCACUUGUUCUUUACAGUAGUUUUUUUAAAAAAUAAUUGUAAUUGUUUUUUUGUUUGUUUGUUUCUUGUUCUUUUUUUCUUAUUUUUUCUGUCUUUUUUCAGAAACACACCAGUAUUUCAUCUGAGAUCAAAUCCCAGACAACUGCAUCCGGUGAGAAAGGUUUUUCUGUAGUUAGUUAUUUAUUUAUCUGUUUAUUUAUUCAUUAUAAUAAUACUAUCGUUGAUACCAGGCGUGAUGACAAUCAUUCAAGUACAAGUCUUCUUCGUGGUCAUACCUGCCAUUAUAUGACCACAGAGAUGCAGUCUCGAAUAUCUUGAAUGAAUGAACUUUAUUUAAGUGUCAGAGUAUUUAGCUAGUUAUUAGUUAAUUGUGGACACUAAAAGAACAUUCCAAAUAAAAAAUAAAAAAUUAAAAUAGGGAUGCUACGAAUGUUACAAAUCUAUUUUAAAAUGUACAAUCAUUUUGAAGACAGGGAAGGUUCAGCAUGAAAGUCUAAAAAUUUGUACUAUUCACAAAUUUAAUAUCACUUAUCUUGUUAUAUAUAAAGACGUGUGAACACGGUGGAGAACGUCACAUUUCCUGUUAUAUUUAUCCAUCUGAUAAAGCGUCAGCUAACCACAUCAUAUAGUAACGCAAGACUGAAGCGAUUGAGAUAUUUCUUUCUAUACUUAAAUAAAUACCGUCAACUGCCGCUAGUAAGCUUCCUACUUAUAACCCCGCCCCCCUCCUGUUAUAGGCCCAUCUACCUACAAACAAAAUAAUAUAUUCCCCCUCCAGAUGUAUUGAAAUUAACGCGAUUUAUUAUGGCGUUUUGAAGGUAAGUUAAAAACCAGUAAAUCUAAAACGUGUUUUGAUCAGCACUGCUAGUAUGUUUCGAGGCGCUUUUUCUAUUCCGAUUAAGAGCCCCCUCGGAUUAAGCCCCUCUCCGUUUAUAAGUCUUCCCAAAACUAGCCUGUGAACAGACUCUCUGUUUGGGGAAAGGGUGAAAAAAAUCGCGAUUUUUUCACUCCUUCCCCAAAAUGAGAGUCUGUUCACAGGCCAUCCCAAAACCCCUUACGAAGAUGUAUAGAGUGUUUUCACUCACGUGGCCAGCAUCUAUGCAAAUUUAUUGGAACAAAAGAAAGCGUUUGCAUAUGAAAAGAGUUCAACUCCCACAGGAUUGGUUUAGGACACCAACAUGGUGGCCGUCUCAUUGUUUUGGGACACCAAUAUGUCCGCCGUGACGUCAUGUGAAAACACUCUAUAAACCCAGGGCUUAAAAGCUGCAGUUAACGGUAUACUAAUUAGUUUUUUUCCACUGCUUUGAAGAUACUCCUCCUGUCGCCAGCCAGACACCGGCAGAACCACUAAAGCCACUUCCACCAGCUCUAACGUCAUCUCACAUACAAGUGGAGAAUGUGAGUCCUGCACCUCCCGCGCCCACCCCCUCACAGCAGCAACAACAGCAACCUGUCACGGUCACGACAGAACCUCCAAAAGUCACGCAAACUGUAGACACAACAUUUGUCACAGCAGCUCAAACCGGAAAGCAAACCAGCGACAUGACUGCAGCCGCAAAUGUUCACCAGCCGACCCUAGCGGUGUAUUCCACUGUCACGUCAUCUUACAUAGGGGAGCAAAGUUACGCCAUGAACCCUUAUCAACAGACAGUGCAGCCAGCAGGAGGGGUGACGCUUACAACAAAUGCGUCAUUUCAAGCGUCUGUUGGUAGCUCAAACCUUGGUUCUAUGGCGUCCUUCCAUCUUCCAACUCAAUUUCAGAAUCAGUCUUAUUUGCCACCAACUCAGGCCUAUCCCCACUUCCCUGCCCCUGGGGGCUACCCUAAUGCCCCUCCACCUCCUCUCCCACCCGUUCCUCCCAGUUCUCUUUAUCCUCCCCCUCCAAGUGGCAUCAACACUCUCCAGAACCCUCCUGGAUAUAGCAUGCCUCCUCAAACCAGACCACCCCAUCCGCCCAUGUCGCUUCCUCCUCCACCCCUCCCUCCAUUACAUAGCGGACAGUUGCCGCCAUUACCACGAGUAGGUUCUACUGAUUUUCAGUGGCCAAGGCAAUUUGGAGUUCCUCCAACGCAAAGCCAGCAGAUGGGAGGUUGGAUGAAAUGACGAAAUGGAUAUUGCUGAUUCAGAUACCGUGUGGCACUUUAUUCGUGUGGGUUCGGAUUUUUGCGUUUCUUUUUCCCGCAAGGAAAAAAACACAAAAAAUCGAAUACAUGGUCAAACAACUGUCAAAUGUCGUUUGAAUAGGUUUGGUAAAGUAAGAAAGCGACUACAAAUAUGAAGAAUACCGGCAUGAAUCAAAUCCUACCACUCAAAGAGGUUGGGCCUGUAUUUUGUCUCCAUCAGGAACGUAAAAGCUUUGAAUGCAGUUGUUUCUGUGAAUUUCAGAAAUAAAUUUCCAGUGAAAAAGUUCAGAUCAGUUGGCUCAGGUUUCAAUAGGAGAGGUGCAGUUCAUGGCUAAUGCCAUGGAGAGGCAUGGGCAGUAAAUAAAGUUUUCAACUACGUUUUGAAAAUGAAGGUUCAAUUACCUCUGGCGACAAUUUCAAAGAUACUCUACUUACUCAAAUAAGCGCCGCGACGCUUGUUACAUUUUCACGCCUCUAAUGUUGCGCUUGUUCGAUGGCGGCGUUUAUUUGAAAGUUGGACGCGACAAACAAUGGUUUAAACUACGGUCUUUUUACUUUCGGUAUUUAACUAACAGAUUGAACGUCUUUAGAUGUUGAUUUUAGAGAGUUUAAGCUUCACGUAUGCGACAAACGUCAGAUUCAAGUUGAGAAUUUCUCAAAAUAGAAAGUGAGCAAAUAAAAACAGUUCAAAAUAAUUCUUAUGGAUAAAAAAAUCGCUGCGGAAUGUGGAUACCAAGAUGGCGGGUGGAGAGUUAAACGCGUACUGUAUAACCUCCACCCACUUGUAACCGCUCUGUGGUAGUAGCCAAGUCGACAGCUUGGCUCCUUUGGCUUCUGCACAUUUUUUCCUAAGUUAUGUUUAAUUCAAUGUAUAGUUAGCUCUGUUUUUACUCCUUUUAUUGUUGUUGUAUUGUAAUUGAAUAAGUGUAAAUAAAUGAACUUGAACUUGAUUUAUGUGUAGAGAUAAUAAAC